CUAAGAUCCGGAAGCGGAAUGACCCUGAGGAGUGCAGUGAGGGCUUAAUGUUUUCGGAGUCUCAGGCCUUGCUAGCAAGAGGGUUUGGAAAGGCAGACGGUAGGGAGCUGUAUUUGUGUGUGUCCGCUUCCGCGCCAGCGAUCUCGAUGGGAUCUGUGGGUGCCUGUGUGAAAUUGGUACGAGAUCGGGAUAUGGGUAAUCGCUCAGGAGCGGUAGGGGUGGGGUGUGUGUGUGUGUGUGUGUGUGUGUGUGUGUGUGCGUGCGUUUGCAUGGGCACGAUGGUGACGGGAGCUGUACGUGAUAGUAAUGACGUAUUUACUAAAUACGUAUUUACACACGUAUUUAGGUGUGACUGUGCAUGUAUAUGAUUGUGACUACAUCACUCUGUGCGUGACCAUGUGUGUAGUGUAGUAACAGCAGCGGUGGAGCCAGAAACAGACUAUUGUGUUUAGUAACAGUCAUUCGUAAAUGUGUGGAGAGCAGUUUCUGUGGUGGCCGUUAGGUGGAUUGGGUAGGUUAGUAUAGAAUGAGGGGAAAGUAAUAGGAGACAGUGUAGAGAACACAUUCCAAGAGUUUCUCUGUAAAUAUGAGCAGGCAAAUGGAGCAGCAGCUGAUGGGGGCAGAGACGGGGAAAUAACGCCUCAGUAUGCUGGUGGUAAUGAGCCACGAGGGAGGGAAAAAGUUUUAAGGGCAAGAAUGAGUGAGCCAAGCCCAAGAAUAAAGCUGGGUACUGUAGUGUUGCAGAGAAUGAGCCAUGAGCUCACGUUUUCAAAAAACAAGGGGAAAUAUCCUGAGAUGUGCUCUGCUUUCUCAAGACUGUGCUUCACCAGGAGAGGAAUCUAGAAGACUGAUUGAGUCUUAGAAUUUUAAGUCAUGGCCCAUCAGUUGAUGAUGUUCAGGGAUAUAGCUGUAGACUUCUCUCAAGAGGAGUGGGAGUGCCUGGACUUGGAACAGAGACAUUUGUACAGAGAUGUGAUGUUGGAGAACUACAGCAACAUGAUCUCACUGGGACUUUGCAUUUAUCAGCCAGAUGUAUUCUCUUUACUGGAGAAGGGAAAAGAACCCUGGAUAUUUUUACAGGAUGAGACAAGAGGACAUUGCCCAGACAUGCCAUUCAGAUGUCAAACCAAGGAGUUAUCACAAAAAAGUGUUACUUUUGAGAGAGAAUUAUCUCAAUUGGAAAUCUGUAAAAAACACAACCUUGAAUAUUCAUGUUUUAGGGCUGAUUGGGAAAGCAAAGGUCAGUUUGAAACACAACAGGAAAAUCAGGAAGAAUGUUUAAAGCAAGUUAUACUCACCGAUGAAAAAAUGUCCACUUUUAACCAUCACACAGCUCACAGACUUGAUACAGGAAAGAAACUGAAUGAAUUUAAAGAGUGUGCGAAAGCCUUUUGUUCUGGCUCGGACUGUGAUCAACAUCAAUUAAUUCACACUGGUGAGAGAUUUUGUGAAGAUAAAGAAUAUGAGAAGACCUUUCUUUCUGAUUCAGAACUUGCUCAAUAUCAGACAGUACACUCUGCCAAGAAAACAUAUGAAUGUAAAGAAUGUGGGAAGGCUUUUAGUUUGCGUUCAAGUCUUACUGGUCACAGGAGGAUUCAUACUGGUGAAAAACCUUUUAAAUGUAAGGAAUGUGGGAAGUCCUUUAGAUUUCAUUCACAACUUAGUGUUCAUAAGCGUAUUCAUACUGGUGAGAAAUCUUAUGAAUGUAAACAAUGUGGGAAAGCCUUCAGUUGUGGCUCAGAUCUUACACGACAUCAGAGAAUUCAUACCGGUGAAAAACCUUAUGAAUGUAAUGAAUGUAGAAAGGCCUUUAGUCAGCGAUCACAUCUUACUAAACAUCAGAGAAUUCACACUGGUGAAAAACCUUAUGAAUGUAAGCAGUGUGGAAAAGCGUUUACUCGUGGUUCACACCUAACUCAACAUCAGAGAACUCAUACUAGUGAGAAAUCUCAUGAAUGUAAGGAAUGUGGAAAAGCCUUUAUUCGUGGUUCAAAUCUUGCUCAACAUCAGAAUGUUCAUGUUGGUAGGAAACCCUAUGAAUGUGAGAAAUGUGGAAAAGCCUAUAUCUGGAGUUCACACCUUGCUAGACAUCAACGAAUUCAUAAUGGUAGGAAACCUUAUGAAUGUAAGCAAUGUGGGAAGACAUUUAUUUGGGCCUCCUAUCUUGCUCAACAUGAGAAAAUUCAUAAUGAGAGGAAACUCUAUGAAUGUAAGGAAUGUAGAAAGACCUUUCGUCAUGGCUCAGAGUUUAAUCGGCAUCAAAAAAUUCAUACUGGUGAAAGAAACUAUGAAUGUAAGCAAUGUGGAAAGACCUUUUUUCGUGGUUCAGAACUUAAUCGACAUCAGAAAAUCCACACUGGAAAGAGACCUUAUGAAUGUGAGGAAUGUGGAAAAGCCUUUCUCUGGGGUUCACAACUUACUCGACAUCAGAGAAUACAUACUGGUGAGGAACCUUAUGUAUGUAAAGAAUGUGGGAAAUCUUUUAUCUGGGGUUCACAGCUUACACGACAUAAGAAGAUUCAUACUGAUACAGAAUCAUAUGAAUGUAAAGAAAGUAGCCAGAUCUUUAGUCCCCAUCCAUAUUUUACUGAACAGAAAAUUCACAAUGGUGAGAAUCUCUGUCAAUGGAAAGACUAUAGGAACACCUUUAGUCAGGACUCAGACUUUGCUCAACAUCAGGAUAUUUACACUUUUGAGAAAUCCUAUGAAUGUAAAAAUUUUGAGACAUUUUCUCCAAGCUCUCAUCUUAUUUCACUCUUGUGAGGUCUUAUAAUAUAAAAAUAUAGGAAGUCUUUAUUCAUAACUCCUUAAUUGAUGUCAGUUAAUUCCUUCUUUUGAGGAACUCACAAGUAUAAGUAAUAUUGGAAGAACAUUUGACAGAGCACACAACACACUAAAUAGCAGAGAAUUCAUAAUACAAUCUAUAUUAAUAUAGGAAAGCAUUUACUGAUUGGUUUUCCAUUUGGAAUAUCAGGGUAAAACCCUAUGAAAAAGAUGACACUGUGAUUCUCUUGAAUCAUUCUUAAAAGCAUUCUCCACAUCAUUGAUACUACUCUGCAUAGAAUUUAAAUCUAACUCACAUAGGGAAACCUUCCAUUCCUAUUAAAUUUUGUUAGAGUUCCACAAAAUUAUACCAAAGGUGAAUUUCUGUUACGUAAUUAAUCUUGGGAAGCCUUGAGCUGUGUCAUGCAGUUUAUUUGGCAUGUCUUAGUUUCAACACCUCUUAUCUUUGUAUUUUUUUGGAAAGUAACUUGAAUCUGUGUUUCCUUAUUUGAUUACAAGGGUUAAAUGAGCUUGAUGACUUCAAUGACUUAAUAGCCAUCAUUAAUAUUAGUGUUAGACAGCUUCUAUGAGAGGAAGACCUUAACAAUAUAAUGAAUGUAGACAAAUAUGCCAUCUAUAUGUGUGUCUUAUUGAACAGCAGGAUGCUAAUUCUGAAGAAAAACCAGUCAAAUGGAAGGGAAGAAAGGUUUGAAUCAGUAUUAAAUUCAUUUGCUGCAUAAAAAAAUUCAUACUAUAAAGAAAGCCUUAUGGUUUUAAUGAAAGUGGAGUUGUUGAAUGCUCA
Molecule: messenger RNA, 3565 nt
Organism: Herpailurus yagouaroundi (jaguarundi)
Lineage: Eukaryota; Metazoa; Chordata; Mammalia; Carnivora; Felidae
Gene: ZNF790
Product: zinc finger protein 790
Exons: 5
Coding region: 874-2763 (629 amino acids)
Biological process (GO): embryo development; regulation of transcription by RNA polymerase II
Cellular component (GO): nucleus
Molecular function (GO): RNA polymerase II transcription regulatory region sequence-specific DNA binding; DNA-binding transcription factor activity, RNA polymerase II-specific
Source: RefSeq, a predicted model, not a curated record